AUGACACUAAAUGGAGUUUUGUCUACUGUCGUUGACGUUAAGUCUUCGGCUGACGAAUUCUUUAAAGCUAUCGUCGGAAACGCGUUGAGAAUCCCUGGCAAAGGCGAUGUGGAUACCGAGUCUAUACACUGGGUGAAGAGGAUAAUUACGGUGAAAUUUAACCGGGAAGGGAUCUUGCAGGCCUUCAAGACCCUCAGAGGAACCAUCACCGUCACUCCCAAAGAAGAAGGCGAUGGUAGUCACGUAAUGUGGACCGUCGAGUAUGAGAAGCUUUACGAAGAGAUCGAAGACCCACAGUACCUGGUCGACGUGGCUCACAAAAACUUCACAGAGUUGGAUGAUGACCUUCUUAAGUAA
Molecule: messenger RNA, 357 nt
Organism: Microthlaspi erraticum
Lineage: Eukaryota; Viridiplantae; Streptophyta; Magnoliopsida; Brassicales; Brassicaceae
Source: the annotation of a GenBank genome assembly